Molecule: messenger RNA, 2651 nt
Organism: Apodemus sylvaticus (European woodmouse)
Lineage: Eukaryota; Metazoa; Chordata; Mammalia; Rodentia; Muridae
Gene: Sdc4
Product: syndecan 4
Exons: 5
Coding region: 153-761 (202 amino acids)
Biological process (GO): cell migration
Cellular component (GO): cell surface; membrane
Source: RefSeq, a predicted model, not a curated record
GGUUUCCAGCUAGCAGGCGCAGCACCCCGCAGGCCCAAGCUUUCCCGGGGGAAUUCCGGGCGGUGCGGGCGAGCACUGGGGGCGGGGCAGGGCUGCCGCCUAUAAGAAGGGCUGCGCGCCCGCUCUGGGCCACUGGUUAGUACUGUAGAACCAUGGCGCCAGCCUGCCUGCUUGCACCGCUGCUGCUGCUGCUCCUCGGAGGCUUCCCCGUGGUCCCCGGCGAGUCGAUUCGAGAGACUGAGGUCAUAGACCCCCAGGACCUCGCAGAAGGCAGAUUCUUCUCUGGCGCUCUCCCGGAUGAUGAAGAUGCUGGAGUCUUCGAGCAGGACUCAGAUGACUUUGAGCUAUCCGGUUCCGGAGAUCUGGAUGACACGGAGGGGCCCAGGACAUUCCCUGAAGUGAUUCAGCCCUUGGUGCCACUGGAUAACCACAUCCCUGAGAAUGCACGACCCGGCAUCCACGUCCCCUCAGAGCCCAAGGAGCUGGAAGAGAAUGAGGUCAUUCCCAAAAGGGUCCCCUCCGACGUGGGGGACGAUGUGUCCAACAAAGUGUCCAUGUCCAGCGCUGCUCACGGGAGCAACAUUUUUGAGAGAACCGAGGUCUUGGCAGCUCUGAUCGUGGGCGGCGUGGUAGGCAUCCUCUUCGCCGUGUUCCUGAUCCUGCUGCUGGUGUACCGCAUGAAGAAGAAGGACGAGGGCAGUUACGACUUGGGCAAGAAACCCAUCUACAAAAAAGCCCCCACCAACGAGUUCUACGCAUGAAGCUUCCUCCCAUGAGCACUGCUUGGACUUAAUGAGGAGUUGAGGGUUGUGGACGAUAGGCAUUGGCAGAGAGCGGGCACCUUAAUGCUGACUUGUCAGUAUCUCCAUCUCUAGUCACCUUUCUGGUGUCAGAAGAGAUACGAUCUUCUACUGUGCUGCCUCAGAGAGAGAGAGAAAGAGAGAGAGAGAGAGAGAGAGAGAGAUAGUGAGAGAGAGGGAGACUGACUAUGUGUCUUUGUGUCUGUGUAUCAGUUGCUCUGGCAGAAAAAAUGGGGUUAAACUUGCCCUUUCUGAAGGCAAGCCUAGAAUUGGGUCUUUUUGUUCCAAAUUUCCAGAAUAGAAUAUAGGACCAGUUUAGAUCCUAUAGUAAACAUGUCUUGUCUACGACUGCCUUGAUUCUAGAGGCAAGGGUUACUGUGUGAAUCCAGGCUCCCUUCACCAUGCUGUAGGCUCUACCCAUCUGUCAGGAGCUGGGACAAGGAGCCAGAACCCACUGUACCUUGAAGUGUCCACCACGAGAGCCCGAGAGCUCAUUCACGCUGCAGAGUCUCUGUGGCGACCUUGGGGCAUUCUAGGCUCAGUGACUUUUGAAAUUCAACUUUUUUUUUUUUCAAUCCAGGGAGGGUGGGGUGAAGUGCUGAGAGCUUAUUCUGAAGUGCAUUUGUAGAAGAUUUGUAAAACUUAAGUUUUUUUUUUUUUUUUUUUUAAAUGGUUCAUUCCUUUAUGUGAGCGUCCUUGCCUGGGCUAAGAGUGUGGGGAUGUGCAGAUGUUCUUUCUAGAACAUUUCCAUUGCAACAGCUAAGUCCAUGUUUCAUUGUUUUUUUUUUUUUUUUUAUGUUUUGUUUGUUUUUUGAAAAUGAGAGAAGAGUUGGUGAUAAUGAUUUUUAUGAUCUUUUUUGUUUUGUUUUUUACUAUUUAUAGCUUCAGACAGGGCCUCUUUCCUUCAUCUUCCUCUCUCUACUGUCCCCCACAAUAUUUUUUGUUAAAUGCUCUGUGCUCUUGUUUUUGACCUUGGCCCUCUCUGAAGUUGCUUUAUCUUAAGUAGCUGCAGUGUUCUAGCAGAUUCCAGAAUAUAAUGUAGGGGGUAACGGGAUAUUUGUGUUUGUGUUCUUGUAAUAUAUUAUCCUUCCUUGGUUCUAGAAGAAUAGAUAAAUAUAUUUUUUUAGGCUAUAGAAUGAUAUUACAGGUCUCAUGUUGGCUGGGUGGCUGCGUGAGUUUUCAUGUGGCCAAGGAGGCUGCUGCCCUCUUCUCUUGCCCUCUACCUGGUGCCUUCUUGCGAAUGAAUGAGCAGGAGCAGUUGGGAGUACCUGACUCAAACCCUCACUGUGCCUUCUGCUGCGGGUGGGGUAGGAGCCCAGCAGAGGAGCUCCUGGUCUGCCUCCCUUCCCCGCUCUCUCGAUGCACGAUCCAGUACAGUGACCUCAUGUGGCUGUAUAAAUCAGUUCACUUCAGACCACGUGAUUGGAAAUCAUUCCUCGGUUUCACUAGCCACACAAUGUAACCGCUCAGUCACCGUCCACCCGGCACCGAGAUUUAAGCGGGUUUAGCAGACUAUUGCUCAACAUUGCUUGUCUCCCCCGGGAAGGGAAGGGGACCAGGAGGAAGGUGAUGAGGCUCCAGGCACUCCUGUCACCUGGGACUCUCCCUCUUAUAGAGGAGAGACCUAGUGGCUUAAAAGGCCCGGGGUGCAUCAGGGUGGGGAGAUCCUACCACUCUCUCCGCCAUACCCUGUGCCUGUAAGUCCCCAUUACCACCUCCGUGCAGGGUCCUAGCUGGCUGGGUCCUCUUCUAGCCGUGGCACCUGCUCCUUUUCUGUCCCCCUCACACUGUCAUCUGUUACUGAUUUUUUUUUUUUUGAUAAAAAGAUAAUAAAACCUGGUACUUUCUAGA